Molecule: messenger RNA, 1635 nt
Organism: Exophiala spinifera
Lineage: Eukaryota; Fungi; Ascomycota; Eurotiomycetes; Chaetothyriales; Herpotrichiellaceae
Exons: 3
Coding region: 1-1635 (544 amino acids)
Source: RefSeq, a predicted model, not a curated record
AUGAGCAAGUUUUCUCGCCUGGCAGCGGCAACACCAGGCGGCCAAACACCGGGUGCACCCCAACCACCUACGAGUCCCUACCCCCAACAACAGCCCUCGCCUUAUAAUCAGCCUCCUGUACCUCCUAGGCCGAGCGCAUCACCACAGCCAUACCAACAGCCUGCGUGGCAGUCUCCUCAGUCACAGCAGCAGCAGUAUGGCCAGCAGCUAGGAGUUCCGCCACAAGGAGGAUAUCAAGGUGGGGGUUAUCAAUCGCCGCAGCCGCAGUCAGCAUACACUUCAUACCAAUCGCAGUAUCAACCACCAAAUCAAUAUGGCGGGCCACAGUACCAACAGCAGCCGUAUCAGCAACCGCAGAACAGUGGAUAUGGAUAUGGUGGGCCCCCAGGACAAGGACAAGGCCAACCUCCUUACCCCGGCGGACCUCAGGGCGGCGGCCCUCCUCCUCAGCAAUAUGGCGGCCAAGCUCCCUACGGAGGUGCCCCCGGAGGCCCCGGCGGCCCUCCCCCAGCUCCGGUCGGAAACGCAGGCGGCUACAAGCAACUUCUACAAGCAACAAUUCAAGAGAAAGGCCUUCAGAGUUUCUACCCACCAAACUCCCCAGUUCUUGACCAGGUUGCCAAUCGAGCAGCUCAACAAAUCGCACAGCUGGCGGCAACAUGGCGCAUCAAUCCCGAGAUCGCCUCGGACGUCGUCAAGCUGGCACUCUACGACGUCGUGCUGUACAUUGAUGACAGCGGUUCCAUGCAGUUUGAAGAGAACGGAGAGCGUAUUGACGAUUUGAAGUUGAUAUUGUCGCGUGUCGCUUAUGCCACCAGUCUCUUCGACGAGGAUGGCAUCCAAGUCCGGUUCAUGAACUCUCCCGACGGUGGUAAUAACAUCCGCAGCGAGCAACAAGUAAACGAAAUGGUCGCGCGCACUCGCUUCUCCGGCCUGACUCCCAUGGGAAGAGAACUCGACAAUAAGAUCCUGCAACCAUUGGUUCUCCAACCGGCUCGCAGUGGCCAACUCCGCAAGCCGGUCUUGGUCAUCACCAUCACGGACGGUCAACCCACUGGUGAGAGCUCCGGGGACGUGGCCAGGAUCAUCAAGAACGCCUCGAACGAGCUGGCUAGAAACCCUCGUUACGGUAAAGGUGCAUUGGCCUUCCAGUUCGCUCAGGUCGGCAAUGAUCUCAAGGCUCGUGAAUUUUUGAGCAAGUUGGACGAGGAACCGACGAUUGGCGACAUCAUUGAUUGUACAUCCAAUUACGAAGUUGAAGCCGACGAGAUGUCACGCGCAAAUCCACCAGUCAACCUCACUCCAGAGUUGUGGCUCAUCAAGCUUCUCCUCGGUAGUAUCGAUUCUUCCUAUGAUUCGAAAGACGAAAAGAGCAACGCCCCUCGACCCCCUCCUCAACAGGGUGGCUAUGGAGGCCCACCUCCCCAGGGCGGCUACGGCGGAGGAUAUCCCCCUCAAGGUGGCUACGGCGGCCCUCCUCCGCAGCAAGGUGGCUACGGCGCUCCCCCUCCUCAGCAAGGUGGUUAUGGUGGCCCUCAAGGCGGCUAUGGUCGACCUCCUCCACAGGGUGGCUACGGUGGACCCCCGCCGCAGCAGGGAGGCUAUGGUGCACCUCCUCCGCCUCCGCGAUAUUAA